This is a messenger RNA of Pundamilia nyererei, 403 nucleotides long. RefSeq names its product proline rich 15 like a (gene prr15la). The record is from RefSeq and is a predicted model, not a curated record. Lineage: Eukaryota; Metazoa; Chordata; Actinopteri; Cichliformes; Cichlidae. The transcript is spliced from 2 exons. The coding region runs from base 53 to 403 and encodes 116 amino acids.
ACUUGCUAAACACAACUACAGCAGGUUUAUUCCACCCCACAUUUUAUUCAUCAUGGCAGAGUCAUCGACAGGCUGGUGGAAGCUCACUUUUAUGAGGAGAAAAAAAUCCCAACCAAAGGUUUUGUAUGAAAUCUCUCCAGAAUUUGUGUCCAACUCACCCAGCAGUCAGCAUCGUUCAAGUGCAGCCUCAGGAGCUGCUGCCCAAACAGAAGAUGCCCAGCUGGAAGCCCGACUGGGGAAGAUCGUGGACAAGACGACAGCCAGUAAGGGGCGUCACGUCAAAGUGUCACAUUCUGGGAGGUUUAAGGAGAAGAAAAGAGUGAGAGCCACACUGGCGGAAAACCCAGAGAUGUUUCCUGGGAGUGGCCCUGCCAGGGAUGAGAACCAGAAGGCUGAGAAGUGA